Maudiozyma saulgeensis is the source of this 1974-nucleotide messenger RNA. The record is from the annotation of a GenBank genome assembly. Lineage: Eukaryota; Fungi; Ascomycota; Saccharomycetes; Saccharomycetales; Saccharomycetaceae.
AUGACAGACAAUGCAGUUAUCGCUACAGAGACACCUGCCCUCGUCGCACGUGACGAAGAGCACGUGAUUUCAACAACCGCUGAAGAGAUUACUAACAAUCUUAAUAAUGAUAUUAUUGAAAACCCUAUAGAACAAGAGGCAAAAAUUGAGGAGGCAACUACAGUUGAGGAGACUUCCAAAGUUGAAGAGACUACCAAAGUUGAAGAGGUGAAUAAUACAAUCGUCGAAGAGACAAAUAAUGCAGUUGUUGAAGAAGUUAAAAAUGAACCUAUAUUUCCACCAAUUGAAAAACCAACAAUUCCUGCACCAACACCACCUUUGGAACCUGAUAUGAAUAAUUUACCACAAGAACCAAUACCAAUACAUCAAAAGAAACAUGCAUUGAUGGCAAUUAAGGCAGUUAAACGUCUUAAAGAUGCAAAACCUUUUUUACAUCCCGUUGAUAUUAUUGUAUUAAAUAUACCAUUUUAUUAUAAUUAUGUGCCACAUCCAAUGGAUUUAUCAACAAUUGAAAAAAAAUUAAAUGUUGACGCAUAUGAAACGCCUGAAAAAAUUACUGAAGAUUUUAACUUAAUGGUUAAUAAUUCAAUACGAUUUAAUGGACCAACUGCAAUGAUUUCGCAAAUGGCAAAAAAUAUUCAAGCUGCAUUUGAAAAACAUAUGUUAAAUAUGCCAGCAAAGGAUGCACCAGUUGUUGUGAAAAAAAUUAGAAAAAAUAAAAAUGAUGAAGACCAACCAGUUGUAAUUAGAAGAGCUCAAACUCAUAAUGGUAGACCAAAAAGAGAAAUUCAUCCACCAAAAUCAAAAGAUAUUUAUCCAUAUGAAAAUAAAAGACCAAAAUCAAAAAAAUUACAAAAUGCUUUUAAAUUUUGUAGUAACAUCGUUAAAGAAUUAUCAAGUAAAAAAUAUUCAUCAUUUAAUUAUCCGUUUUUAGAACCUGUCGAUCCAGUUUCAAUGAAUAUACCAACUUAUUUUGAUUAUGUUAAAGAUCCAAUGGAUUUAGGUUCAAUUUCAACAAAAUUAAGUAAUUGGGAAUAUGAAACUAUUGAACAAUUUGAAAAUGAUGUACGUUUAGUAUUUAAAAAUUGUUAUGCUUUUAAUCCAGAUGGAACUAUUGUUAAUAUGAUGGGCCAUCGUCUUGAAGAAAUUUUUAAUAAUAGAUGGGCUGAUAGACCUGUUUAUGAAGAAUCGGAAUCGGAAUCAGAAAUAGAAGAUGAAGAUAUUGAAAAUGAACAAACUGAUAUAUCCGAUUCUGAUAUUGAUGAAACUUUAAUUACAAACCCUGCAAUUCAAUAUUUAGAAGAACAAUUAGCAAGAAUGAAAGUUGAAUUACAAUUAUUGAAAAAACAAGAAUUAGAUAAAAUUAGAAAAGAUAGGAGAUUAGCAAGAGGAACUAAAAAACCAAGAGGUUCUAAAAAAAAUUCUAAAAAGAGAAGAUCAUCAAAAUCAACAGGUGGACGUACAAAAAAGACUAAAUUACAAACCGUUGUCACCUAUGACAUGAAACGUAUCAUAUCUGAACAUAUUAAUGAUUUAUCUGCAGAAAAUUUGAAUAAAGUUAUUAAGAUUGCUAUGCCAAAGAGAAAUAGUGAUGAUGAUGAAGUCGAAUUAGAUCUGGAUACUUUGGAUAAUGAAAAAUUAUUAACUAUUUACAAUUCUUUCUUCAGACACUAUAAUGAAGCAAAUGGGGAUUCAAGAGUAAAUGGCGUAUCAGGUCAUGAUACAUCAUCAUUAUCUCCUGGUAGUGCUUUGAAUGGUAAUGGUAGAAAGAGAAGAGGUAAGGCCUUAAGUCAAGCAGAACAAUCAAAACAAAUUGAAAAGAUUAGAAACAAAUUAGCAUACUUAGAUCAUGCAUCUCCAUUGAGUCAAAAUGCAUCACCAACUGGUAUGAUGUACAAUAAAGCUCGUACUGCUUCAAUGGUUUCAUCAUCAUCUUCUUCCGAUGAGGAAGAAAGUGAAAGUGAAGAAGAGUAG